Molecule: messenger RNA, 786 nt
Organism: Papilio polytes (common Mormon)
Lineage: Eukaryota; Metazoa; Arthropoda; Insecta; Lepidoptera; Papilionidae
Exons: 5
Coding region: 1-786 (261 amino acids)
Source: RefSeq, a predicted model, not a curated record
AUGUUAUACAACGACACGUGCUUACGGAAACAAGCAAGGGCUUUACACAACAGUUACUGCACUUAUUGUUCUUUACAAAGUAACUUCGUCGAGUGUUCCUUCCUCCCGUACACGUGCCUUACCCUUGCAAUGUACACAUAUCUACUUAUCAUCACGAAAUUGGUGAGUUGUUACUCCUACGCGGGCUAUGAUCUAUUCCAAGGCUUCAAUGUUGAAGAUAUCGGCAGACGAGCCAACAUAAGUGUAACAACAACAUCGAUAAUUACUGCAAAUUCAACAAACGUGAACGGAAUGUCAAGAAAUGAUACAAUUAAAAAAACGAACCAAACUAAAUGCGUGGAAGAGGAACGACCUGAGAAUAUUGGUACAUUCGAAGUGCCUACACAGAGAGACAUAGUAACUAUGAUGAAAACUAUGUUACGUAAAUCGUUUACCGCACACCAUCAGAAAGUGCUCACUUUAGUCAAAGAUAUGAAACAGGCAACAAAAGCAGCGAAACUCGUAGAAAACACUUGCGAAAUAAAUAGUGUGCCGGCAUACAAAAAAUGUAUAGAUCAAGUCAGGGCGCAAAGUGAUACUGCUAUAAAGAAUCUAUUAGUUGAGGUUGAACAUCAAAAGGCAGCUGUAAAUUCUGUUACUGAGGAAAAAAUCUGUAGUAUAUCACUAAUGAAAUCGGAUCCGUUGGAACUCAUCGUCACGCUGGCACAAGAAAAUGUUUCAUUGGAUUUUGCGCUACCAGGAUUUCUCCGAUCGCUUAGUGCUUGCUCAUAUUACUGCUCACAAUAA